AUGGCGUGGGUUAGACUUUUUUUGUUGAUAGCCCUUUCGGUUGUUUUGGCUGAAGAGGAUUUAAAGGACUUUGAGUUUUCUGAACCUAAUGAACUAUUGAUAGCUCAGGAGUCUAGGCAUUAUGAGACAAUUGUCAAACCUCCGGUCAGGAUCCUGAAACCUCAUGGUGUAACUAAUUCGCACAGACCACAAUAUAACGUAGAUUCUUUGGAGUCAGAUUUGAGCUCGCAGUUUGAUGAUGAAGCGAUAACUAGGAAGGCAUUGGUAAAGAAUUAUAAAAUAAGGAAGAAUAAGGAUGGUAUGAUUAGAGAUGCGGUGUUGAAGGCACUGGAGAGGAAGGACCAUGUCGGGAAGUUUGCGCAGAUACUUCCCAUCAUCAGGGCGAUGUCCCGGAAUCAGCGGGUUGCACUCGCCUCUUUAGUGGCGAGUCAAGUCACAACACCGCCAGGAAGGCAGCCUCUUAAUCUGUCUCAGGUGAGAUCAAUGUUCAAUAACAAUACAAAUACAGACCUGAUGCUACCCAUUUUAUUGGAUACGGCAAAUUUGAUCCGUCGCUCGAUGAGACCAGGUAAAGAGCCGAGGGAAGUGAAAAUGCCACAAGCACAGUUCCAAAGGCGAUCAUUCAAUGAAGACACAUCACUUGAAAAUGAAUACGACAAUGAACAAGAACAAUCAAGUACAACACAAUCGAUUUUAGAUAAAUACCGUAAUUUCAGAACAAGAUCACAAAGAACACCAUUCACAAAAGCAAAUACAACUAAAAUAAUCAAUGAAAAUGUAGGAGACAAAGUUAAUCACACUAUAAAUGACAAAUCCAAAGUCACACCUGACGAUUACGAUAAUAAUUAUGUGAAUCGAAAAGAAAGUAAGAAUCGCACAACACUGUAUUCCAGUACGGAGCCAACACUAAAGUCUAAGUUUGAUGAGAUCGACCGAGCUCGUAAUAUCACCCUGGAUCUGUCAGCGGAUGCAACUAACAUUACACUGGUCCAAGAUGCUCCAGUUGCUGAGAAACUCCGUUCUCUAAAUCGAUAUUUAGAUAGGAAAGGUAACAUAGUACGCCGUGGUAUGUUCCCAAAGCCCUCGCCAGCGUCACGUCGAACGACCGCUGACCCUACUCUCAGCCCUAUCAGACGGAGACCGAUGCCGGCGAGGAAACUGCCCACGAUCGGCGACCAAGCAAAAUGCGAACUAUUCACCAACACUCUAUGUUUGCACACUGAUGAUUACCCGACGGAAGCAAUAGUACAGUCGAUACGUCGCAACAAAGCAGCGGCAGGUGCUCUACUAGCGGACUACAAGGACCCAGGAGAAGGCGCUGUGGAUGGCAUAACAGCAGCACAGGAAGCAAAAUACACUGCAGACCAUUACCUGGUGUCUAAUAGACGAGGCGACACGGCGAACCGCGACUUCGCGAGCGCCGGCGAGGCGGGCUUCAUGUGCCCGAGCACGGUGAAGUACGCGCGGCCGCAGCGCGCGCGCGCCACGUCGGGCCAGUGGAAGUACAUCGUCAACACCGGCGAGCACACGCAGACGCUGCGCCUCGAGAAGUGCCUAAAACCCAAAGAAGCUUGUACCUAUUUGACGGACAACUUUAAAUCAAAGUGUGUCCAAGUUUACAACUAUCAUAGACUACUAACUUGGGACCAGCAAAAUGGAUUACACAUGGAUAUAUUUAAAGUACCCACAUGUUGCUCCUGCCAUAUUGAAGGCUACAGCGUAUCUUUUCCGCCCCUCGGGCAAAGGGUCCAUGAAACGUCAUCUGAACAUUUUCCAGGAGAAGAUUUAUCAGCCGAACAAGGAAAUCAGGCUUUUGAAUCUAUACAGUCUAGUAUACAAAGACCCGGUAUAUCAAAAACACCCCCGUUCAGCUUUAACAAGCCUCUAGAAUUAUUCCCACCGUUUACGGAUAAUCAUAACUCAAUACCCGGAUCUAGUUUUGGCAAAUCGAAGCUAAGUGAAAACGAAGAUUUCGAUAACUUACCAUCGAACCCCAUGGAUUCUUACGGGAAUACGUAUUUCCCUGAUUCAUUCAACCAAGCGAGUUCAGUAAGAAACGUAAAACGACCGGUGCCUCGUAAUCCUGGCGUAUUACUCGGUGCAGAUUCAGUAACAUUACCCAGUUACUUAGAACCUCCAACACCAUCGGCACCAUCAUCGUUUUCAUUUUCCAACGAUAAUAUAAACAAGUAUAAAAUUGACGGCCAGUUCAGAAGAGGUCCAAUAAGACCAAAUCGAAGACCAAUACGAAAGAAGAUAUCGACUGGUCCUGAAGAUUUAGUGUCAUCAGGUACAUCGUCAAUACGCACAUAUGUCAGAGAUAGCAUGGAAAGCGCAGAAGACUUUAAUGAAGAAUUUGAAGGUGACGUAGAGGAAGCGAGUUCUAAUUUCAAUCCAAGAGCAACAAUAGCUCCCAAGCUUUACGCUGUAACAACAGAAAGAAAUUUCACGUCAUUUAAAACCGCAGAUAAAAUAGCAAACGAUGAAAUGAACAGCAAGAAGGUUAAUUAUAAUUACCAUCCUAUUAUUGAUUACUUUGCUGAAGGCAGUAAAGACGGAGAUUCUAUUGAUAGAGAAGAUACUGAAGAAACAUUUAUUGCUUCAACAGAAUCAGAAUGGAAGCCAAUUAGUCAUCCUUCGUCAGAUAUCAAAUCUACAAAUCCGAUAGCACGAAAGAAACAAAAUUAG
This is a messenger RNA of Melitaea cinxia (Glanville fritillary), 2688 nucleotides long. RefSeq names its product neurotrophin 1 (gene NT1). The transcript is spliced from 9 exons. Gene Ontology annotation, biological process: regulation of Toll signaling pathway; innate immune response; central nervous system formation. The record is from RefSeq and is a predicted model, not a curated record. Gene Ontology annotation, cellular component: extracellular region. Bases 1 to 2688 code for a protein of 895 amino acids. NCBI's taxonomy places the organism in Eukaryota, Metazoa, Arthropoda, Insecta, Lepidoptera, Nymphalidae. Gene Ontology annotation, molecular function: Toll binding; growth factor activity.